Acanthamoeba castellanii str. Neff is the source of this 1074-nucleotide messenger RNA. Its product is annotated as leucine rich repeat domain containing protein. The coding region runs from base 1 to 1074 and encodes 357 amino acids. The record is from RefSeq and is a predicted model, not a curated record. The transcript is spliced from 6 exons. NCBI's taxonomy places the organism in Eukaryota, Discosea, Longamoebia, Acanthamoebidae. Gene Ontology annotation, molecular function: protein binding.
AUGAGCAGCAGCAGCAGCAACACGCGCCUGUCCCUGGCGUACCGGGACCUGGAGGAGGUGGCGCCCUCCGUGCUGGCCAAAUAUGCCGCCACCCUCAUCGACCUCGACCUCUCCAACAACCGCCUCACGGAGGUGUCGUUCUUGCGCGGGCUUGGCGCGCUGGAGACGCUGGUGCUGGACGGAAACCGCCUCACGCACCAGGUGCGGUUCCCGCCGCUGGGUCGCCUGCAGACGCUCUGGGUGAACCGGAACGCCAUCGGGCUGCUGCCGACCUUCGUUGACCGGCUGGCCGAGGCCGUGCCUCGCCUGCGCUUCCUCUCCAUGCUGGGCAACCAGGCCUGCCCCAACUACCUCAACGGCGGCACCCUCAAGCAGUACCGCGACUACCGAUUGUUCGUGCUCAGCAGACUGCGACAUCUCGACAUGUUGGAUGAUGCGCCCGUCACUGAAGAGGAGCGGGGGGAAGCAACCCGACUCUACGGCAAUCUCGAUGUAUCCGGUGCCGAAGCAAUGUACAAACGACAGACAUUGGACCAGGGAAAUGCCACAGAGAAGGAAACGGCGGCCGCCGAUGAACAAAAGCGAGAGACUGCGGCCAAGGAAGAGGAAGGACAGCAGCGAAAGGGCAGCUCCUCCACGGCCGGUGGCCGCCGCCGUAAGGCCGCAGCCUCGACCAAAGCCGGUCGCAUGACGAAGAACAAGAAGAAGGAGGACCCCGCCGCCACCGCCGCCUCUGUAACCGACAGGGCCAGGAAGGACCCGCCAGUUGCCGAAGCGGCCAAACCCGAAGAGCCUGCUAUGGCGUCGACACCCGAGAAGCAAGCUCCGCCGGUGCGCGACGAGGCCGAUGUGGGCGUGGGCGCUUACGUGGUGGACGAUCUGCCGGAUCCGCUGCUGGACCUGCCCCGAGACCUGCCGCCUCCGCCAGGGGCCUUGCGGCGGCCAGGCAGCCAAGACCAGGACAACGACGAAGAGGAGGAUGAGUCAGACUGGACCGACGACGACUCAGACGACGAGCGGGAAGUGUCCAUUGCCCUCGACCUCCCCGACUUUUCCUCGUCUUCGGACGAGUGA